GAGCGCCAUUAGUGCAAAUUUCUCCACCUUUGCGCGCACUGGACCCCUUUCAACCAUCUCCCACUGCUCCAUUCUUUAUUCAUUUCUUCUAUCGGACACUGUUCCUCAAUUUUCCCAGUCAAAGUCUCUCAACCCUUUUUCUCCUCCCUUUUCUCUCUUUAUAGGCCCUUCAAGAUUCCUUCCCAAUUCGAUUCCACCCUUUUGAAUAUUUGUUUCCCCUCUUAUAUCUGCCCUCUCUACUUCGUUUGUUGCUGAGAUCUAAGUCUGUGGGGGUGAACUGUAAGAAAACUGGUCAGGCUGCGAGAUUUCGGGCCAGUCCCAUGGGGAUUUGCUUAAGCGCCAGAAUUAAAGCUGUUAGCACAUGCAGUACUGGUACAGGAGGAACUUUAAAUGGCGUUAGUAAGGAUGCAAUCGAUAUCUCUAGUUCGAGUAGCAACAGCAAAUUCUCAUCGACAUCAAUAUCCCGGAGUGAGGAUGAGAUCCUGCAGUCAUCAAAUCUGAAGAGUUUUAGUUUCUCCGAACUUAAGCUAGCCACUAGGAACUUUCGCCCCGAUAGUUUGUUGGGGGAAGGUGGGUUCGGUUCAGUUUAUAAAGGUUGGAUUCAUGAGGAAACAUCUUCUGCUGCCAAGCCAGGGUCUGGCACAGUUGUUGCGGUGAAAAGGCUUAACCUCGAUGGUCUCCAAGGUCACAAGGAGUGGCUGGCUGAAGUCAAUUUCCUGGGCCAACUUCAUCAUUCUCAUCUAGUGAGACUGAUAGGCUAUUGUUUGGAAGACGAACACCGGUUGCUGGUGUAUGAAUUCCUUACCAGAGGCAGCUUGGAGAACCAUUUGUUUAGGAGGGGGCUGUAUUUUCAACCUCUUUCGUGGAGCCUUCGCUUGAAGAUUGCUCUUGGCGCUGCAAUGGGGCUAGCUUUCCUUCACAGCGACGAAAACAAAGUUAUCUAUCGCGAUUUCAAGACAUCAAAUAUACUCCUUGAUUCAGACUACAAUGCAAAGCUCUCCGACUUUGGCCUUGCUAAGGAUGGACCGACGGGCGACAAAAGUCACGUCUCCACCAGAAUUAUGGGGACGUAUGGAUAUGCAGCUCCUGAGUAUCUGGCCACAGGUCAUCUUAGUGCAAAGAGUGAUGUGUAUAGUUUCGGGGUGGUUCUGUUGGAGAUUUUAUCUGGUAGAAGAGCAAUAGACAAGAAUCGACCACCGGGGGAACAGAAUCUGGUCGAGUGGGCCAAACCCUUUCUUGCUAAUAAACGCAAGACUUAUCGUUUACUUGAUGCACGAACCGAACGCAACUACUCCAUGGAAUCAGCUAGUAGAGUAGCAAUUCUUGCAUCACGUUGCCUGUCUGCAGAACCGAAGUUCAGGCCGAGUAUGAGAGACGUUGUAACGACAUUAAAGGAUCUCCAGGAUUUGACAGGAAAUGGAGGUAGUGGGAAUAGAAGAUGCAGGAGUGGUAAUGCACAGCACAAGGAAGUGUCUGCUUAUCCUAGACCAUCUGCAUCAGCUCUGUUUACAUAAGCCGGGGUCGAGGGGAGCGGAUUGUAUAGUGUUCUUAGUUCAUUGCAACUAAUGUAUAUUAAAAGUUGAGAUUCCAAAUUGCCUUUUCCCUUUAAAAAACAUUUCCACUCUCACCA
This is a messenger RNA of Cucurbita maxima (winter squash), 1630 nucleotides long. RefSeq names its product probable serine/threonine-protein kinase PBL10. The transcript has 7 exons. Bases 321 to 1514 code for a protein of 397 amino acids. Gene Ontology annotation, molecular function: protein kinase activity; ATP binding. The record is from RefSeq and is a predicted model, not a curated record. Gene Ontology annotation, biological process: protein phosphorylation. Lineage: Eukaryota; Viridiplantae; Streptophyta; Magnoliopsida; Cucurbitales; Cucurbitaceae.